Messenger RNA from Eleginops maclovinus (Patagonian blennie), 3943 nucleotides. RefSeq names its product carboxypeptidase M (gene cpm). Gene Ontology annotation, molecular function: metallocarboxypeptidase activity; zinc ion binding. Gene Ontology annotation, biological process: peptide metabolic process; protein processing. The record is from RefSeq and is a predicted model, not a curated record. NCBI's taxonomy places the organism in Eukaryota, Metazoa, Chordata, Actinopteri, Perciformes, Eleginopidae. The transcript has 10 exons. Bases 122 to 1561 code for a protein of 479 amino acids.
UCCCGGUGAGAGGCCCGCUGGUGAAUAAGGAACAUUCAUUGAGAGAGGGGCAGACAGACUGAUUACCAACACGCCGGUUCCAGCACCGGGACUCUGCCGGUACUGCUCGGUGUGAGUGUGUAUGUGUGUAUGUGUGUGUGUGUUGGAGUCACGUACGGACCUGCAGACAGGGUCAGUGAUGUCACCCCUCCACUCCUUCCUCUUCCUCUCCCUCUUCCUCACCCCUUCCUCUCAGCUGGAGUUUCGUUACCACAACAACCGAGAGAUGGAGCAGUACCUGACCGAGCUCAGUGCCGCCAGCCCCGACAUCACUCACCUGUACAGCAUCGGGCAGUCCGUCAGAGGUCAGGAGCUGUGGGUAUUGGCUCUCGGUCGCAGUCCUCACCGUCACAGCGUCGGCAUCCCCGAGUUCAAAUAUGUGGCCAACAUGCACGGAAACGAGGUCCUCGGCCGGGUGUUGAUGCUCCAGCUGAUCGACGACCUUGUGCGCGGUUACAGAAACAACGAGGAGUGGUCGGUGAAGUUACUGAACAGCACCCGCAUCCACAUCCUGCCGACGAUGAACCCCGACGGCUUCGAUGAGUCAGACACCGACUGCCUGUUCAGCCAGGGCAGGGGCAACUAUAACGGCGUUGAUCUGAACAGAAACUUCCCAGAUGCGUUCGCUGGUCUCCGGAAACAACCGCAGAUAGACGAGGGGAAGCGGGAGGCAGAGGUCAGGGCUGUGAUUGGCUGGUUGAGGAUGGAGAGUUUUGUUCUCUCUGCUAACCUUCACGGAGGAGCUCUGGUGGCCAGCUACCCUUACGACAACAGCAACGGAGGCAGUGAGCUGGUGGGCGGGGCGAGCAUCAGCCCUGAUGACGAUGUUUUUAACCACCUGGCGAAGGUUUACUCCCACAACCACGCCUCCAUGCACCGCGGGGACCAAUGCCGCGACAGCAGUCCCUUCCUGGAGGGCGUCACCAACGGAUACCUGUGGUACCCAAUCACAGGUGGGAUGCAGGACUAUAACUAUGUGUGGGCUCAGUGUUUGGAGUUGACUCUGGAAAUUUCCUGCUGCAAGUUUCCUCCGGAGAAUCAACUUCCUGCUCUGUGGACGGAGAACAGGAAGUCUCUGCUGGCCUUCAUCCUGCAGGUCCACCUGGGGGUCAAAGGUCGUGUGUUUAACGGCUCCGGGGUGCCGGUGCAGAAUGCGGUUGUGGAGGUCAGAGGUCGAAGCAACAUGUGUCCGUUCAGAACCGACAAACACGGAGAAUAUUACCGACUGCUGCUGCCGGGAAACUACACCUUCACGGUGACGUACCCUAGUCACAAGGUUUUGAAGGAGACACUAAACGUCCCUCAUGGACCCGAUCAGUACUCCGCCAUGAAACACGACUUCAUGUUGCGCCAAAUCCCCGCGACGACUGUUAGCACCCAAGCUAACCCCACCAAUGCUAACAGCACCCAAGCUAACCUGACCCCCGGCUGUAACUACACAUCAGUCCUUGACGCCGGCGCCUCCAGGAACUCGUGGACGGGACUGGUUGUGGGGCUCGGCCUGGUGGUGGUGCUGCUAUAGCUAAUUAGCUGAAGUGCUGAGUGCUUGGUGUGACGGACACAGGUUUGAACCCCCAACCUGCAAGAAAGGAACAAGAACACGUGGCCCUGCAGAGCAUUACUGAGGGGUUACCGCAGAACUAAUUUGAGGGAGAAUGGGUGACCAGGGUGGGGUUAAAGCACGGGCAUCGAAGAAAGCUCACAUGCAUGACGUCAGAAAAAAGGUGGUGCUGGAAGCUUUGGGUUGAGCAGCCAGGUUUCCAUCCAGAUGUGUUGCAAAUUCAAAGUCAUUUGCAAAAACGAAAUACGACGUUGGUUCAAGGAGAGAAGUUCUCCCAAGAGGAUGAGGGCCACGUGAAUUUUUUUAAAGAUCUGGACAAAAGUGAAUCGUUGUUUCAUGUUGUAAGAUUAUAGUUAGAUGCAACUCAGAAUUCUGAGGAAAGAAAUAAUAAUUGAUGAACAUUUUCAAAAUUCCAAGAAAAAAAAGAAAUUGAGAAAAAAAGAAAUGUCAGAAUUAAAAAAAACUAAAUGUUGAUGAAAGAAGUCUCAGAAGUCCGAAGAAGUUCACCUGUGGCCCUAAUCCUCUCCCGUAGAAACACGCUCACGAAAGAGUUUGUCUCCAUUUCCCUGCAAACUCAAGAAGCUUUUGCUCUUAAUUAGAUUCAUAAUUCAUUCUGCGACCGAAUGUCAAACGUUCAGAUGCUGGAGUGAUCAGCAUCUUUCUUGGAGGCUUAAUAUUAAUGGAGUAAUCCUUUAGAGAAGGUCUCAAAUAACCGCUAACACUAAAGAGCUGUACAUGUGAGGAAAACGUUAUUUAAUCAUUUCUACGAUCAUGUCGUAUGCAUUUUAAUACCAAUCCAGCCCCAUCCAAAGGCAUGCAAGAACAGAUAAAGACCUCAGGGGAAUGAUUGCCCUUUUCCUGCGUCAUAGAGACGAGAUCUGCAGGAAUAAACACGUUUUAGCCACAAGAUGAUUUCAUUUGAAUGGAUAAUAGGAGGAGAAACUACAGCCUUAAUAUGAAUGUGGGUACAGGUCGUGAUGAAGCUCAUUAACCGCGGCGGAGACAGACCGUGUCAUUUCAUAGGUGAGGAGCACUUUAAAUUAGCGCUUGCUGGGACUGUUUUUAGAGAGGGGAAUAUUCAAACCAGAGGAAAAGGAUCUUACAGAAGCGAUUAGUCAUCAAGCUGAACUCAGUGAGGUGCGUUUGAUUUACGGCUUCACACGGUUUACACAGAGUCAUCACACCUGUUCAUAAAGGUGUUUCAAUAUUUCUGCAUAUUUCAUGUGUUUUGAGGAGGGUUGUGAUUAAUCUGCGGGGUCGACAGAUGGUUAAUAGAGGAGGAAAUAAGAAGAAAUUGCAUUUUAUAUUCACCCAUUAUCACUUCUCUUAUUAUUACUAAUCUGUUCUUGUAAUCAUUCCUGAAUCUGCUUGGAAAUGUUUGUUUUUUAAAACGCCAUGCAGACAUUGCUUGAAAAUGAUGACAUUUUUAAGUUUUAUUCCGUAUAAAAGUAAUUCAGUUAUAGUUUUCUCCACGUUUGUAGAAAUAUAGGCUAAAAAUAUAUAACAUUUUCCACACAAGUCAUCCCUUCUCUCGAUGUAUUCUUGCUUUAAUGUGAAUUAUAACAUUAUCUAAUGUUGGUUGUGAGUAAACAUCCAUAAAUCUGCGGAAGUUGCUGGAGAAAAAUAGCAUUUGUAGUUUUGUAUUCUGUAUAAAAGUGAUCCAAUAUUCGAUAUCUGUACAGGUAUGGACACAUCCUAACACUAGCUACUAUUAGCUAAUUCUGCAUACUUUAUUAUGCCAAUUUCUUCACAUUUAAACAAAAUAUAGGUUAAAAUAAUGUUUGUAUUCCCCUUCUAACAGUAUACUUCCUGUUUACUGCCCCUAAGCAUUUUGGGAAUUGUAGUUUAUAAGCAUACAUUUUGGGUUAUCCCCAUCAAGAAGGGAAUAUUAUUCUAAUAGAAACUUAAAUAGAAAAUACAGGACAAUUUAAGGAAUGGGAAUCAAACCAGCAACCUCCAUCUGUGAGGUGACAGAUAUACACUCUCUGUACACAGCAUAUGUAUUUAUAUGAAGUAUUUACACGCAGAUGUGUGUCAGGUUCAGCUCCAGACAACAGGUGGGAUGUGUUUUAUCUCAGAGGUCAGUGAAGUUUAUUUUUGCCAAAUAUCUUCUCAUCUUUUUCUACUUUUGUACUCUUUGAUAUUCACGCUGUCUCCAUAGUCAAAUCCUCUCCUGUGCCAUGUUGUAGUGGCUGCCGGAUUCAGUCACAAUAAAAAACACCAGACCUCAACACAGAUUUACAUUUCUGCGUUUGUUUACUCUGAAAAGCACUGUGUGUUUAUUAUGAGCAUGUGUGUUUGUGGAAAGUUAGAAUUCAUAAUAAAACAGUUGAGCUCAAAGGA